Messenger RNA from Psylliodes chrysocephalus, 750 nucleotides. NCBI's taxonomy places the organism in Eukaryota, Metazoa, Arthropoda, Insecta, Coleoptera, Chrysomelidae. The record is from the annotation of a GenBank genome assembly.
AUGUUCCUCGCUCGUUUGUUCUUAUGUUGUUUGGCGAUAACAUGUGCUUUUUCCGAAGAAAUUCAAAAAAACAGUGAUAAAAGUGAUUUUAAAACAGACUGCGAUAAUUCUUACACGGCGACAUGUUUAAAAUUAGACAUCGUCAGUUGGGUUGAUGCUUUAAACGAAAAAGGCGAUAUCAGUGUCCUUCCGGGAGUAUCCUUAGUGCGUGAAAAUGUCAGUUCAAACUCGAACACCGCGGAAAUUGUUGCUGAACUUGGUAGAGAAUUUCCCAACGAUCCUAAUGCCAGGCUGGAUAGUUUUCUAAUGAAGAAAGUGCAGGGAUUCCUAGGCAGUCACUCCCUCAAACUUAAUUUCGCUGCAGAACAAGACAAUGAUAACGUUGAAAUGGCACGACGCAAGGGAGGAAAAAAAGGCGGCGGAGGUGGAAUGGGAAUGAUACUCGCUGCAGGUGCAAUGAUGAAGAGUACUUUACUCGCCCUAGGUUUAGGUGCUUUGGCUGCACUUGCUGGUAAAGCUUUGAUGACAGCUUUGAUAUCGUUAGUCCUUUCUGCCAUUAUCGGACUCAAAUCCCUUACAGGAGGUGGAGAAAAAACUACUUACGAAGUUGUAUCGAAGCCUGUCUAUACCCAUUCUAGUUCACAUUCUUCGGGCCAUGAAGACCACCACCAUGGUCAAUCUGGUUGGAAUGGUAGAAGUUUUGAUACCCCGUUGCCGCUUGGAUUGAGGCCGGAAUACAAGCCAGCUUGA